ACGUUUGAUGUUGGUUAUUUCAUUAUCUUGACGAUAAGAUAUUCACCGGCUUUUUUUCUCAGUGUUUUUGAUUUUGUCAAAUUUUUUUUGUUGUCGAAAAUUUUCUGAAAUUUCAAAAAAUAAAAAUAAAAAUGGUUGAUCAAGCUGUUCUCGAUAAAUUAGAAGCUGGCUAUCAAAAGCUACAAGCUUCAGCCGAUUGUCAUUCAUUAUUGAAAAAAUAUCUGACACGACAAGUAUUGGAUGCAUGCAAAAAUCGUAAAACUCAAAUGGGAGCAACAUUGCUCGAUGUUGUACAAUCAGGUUUCGAAAAUUUAGACAGUGGUGUUGGCCUUUAUGCACCGGAUGCUGAAUCCUAUACUUUAUUCAAAGAAUUAUUCGAUCCGGUUAUUGAUGAUUAUCAUAAAGGUUUUAAACCAACCGAUAAACAUCCACCAACUGAUUUUGGUGAUGUCAAUACAUUAUGUAAUGUUGAUCCGGAUAAUCAAUUUGUCAUUUCAACACGUGUUCGUUGUGGCCGUUCAUUGCAAGGUUAUCCAUUUAAUCCUUGCUUGACUGAAGCUCAAUACAAAGAAAUGGAAGAUAAAGUUAAAGGUCAAUUGAAUAGUUUUGAAGGUGAAUUGAAAGGAACCUAUUAUCCAUUGUUGGGCAUGGAUAAAGCAACCCAACAACAAUUGAUCGAUGAUCAUUUUUUGUUCAAAGAAGGUGAUCGAUUUUUACAGGCUGCAAAUGCAUGUCGUUAUUGGCCUGUUGGUCGUGGUAUCUUCCAUAAUGAUAAUAAAACAUUUUUGAUCUGGUGCAAUGAAGAAGAUCAUUUGCGUAUUAUUUCAAUGCAAAAAGGUGGUGAUUUGAAACAAGUGUUCAGCCGAUUGAUUAAUGGUGUUAAUCAUAUUGAAAAGAAAUUGCCAUUCUCACGAGAUGAUCGUUUGGGUUUUUUGACAUUUUGUCCAACAAAUUUAGGUACCACUAUUCGUGCAUCGGUACAUAUUAAAUUACCAAAAUUGGCUGCUGAUCGUAAAAAAUUGGAAGAAAUUGCCGGUAAAUAUAAUCUACAAGUACGUGGUACAGCUGGUGAACAUACCGAAAGUGUUGGUGGUGUUUAUGAUAUCAGUAAUAAACGUCGUAUGGGUUUGACUGAAUACCAAGCGGUCAAAGAAAUGCAAGAUGGUAUUUUGGAAUUGAUUAAAAUUGAAAAAUCAAUGUAAUUCGAUCAAUCGAUCAAUGAUUGAUUGGAAAAGAAAUUUCUCCAGAAUUUUAAAAUUCAAACGAAAAAUACUGGUUGAGA
Dermatophagoides pteronyssinus (European house dust mite) is the source of this 1282-nucleotide messenger RNA. RefSeq names its product Arginine kinase 1 (gene Argk1). The record is from RefSeq and is a predicted model, not a curated record. Gene Ontology annotation, molecular function: creatine kinase activity. Gene Ontology annotation, biological process: phosphocreatine biosynthetic process. Lineage: Eukaryota; Metazoa; Arthropoda; Arachnida; Sarcoptiformes; Pyroglyphidae.